AACUGUGUGGCCCACCAGAACCCCGGAGUGACUCUUUACCUCCCCUUGUGUGCGGCUCGGAUGACUUGUCGGUUUGUGGUCCGCAGACCCGACGCUCCCGACGGCUGAGGUGUAUAAGGGACCAGUCAGCCAUCCCGGUUGAAAUCCAGUCUGAAGAAUAUAUCUUAUCGGGCUACAUACCAGUCUGAAGCGGUUGACAUUGAAGAUUAUAAUUCUGGCAAAUUGAAGGUCGCAGGGAUGGGAUUAACGCCCGUGCAUUUUUUCUCACAUGGCUCGACCAUGAUGCUGGGGGAAGAGUCUACCUCUGCAGACUACUGGCGGAAAUGCGGGGAUGAGGCGCUGGCACAUGGCAUUCGGGGCGUGGUUAUUAUGUCCCCAUGUACUAAUAUUGUAUCUCAGGGCGCCCAUUGGGACUGUUACGGAGAUCAAAUCCAAGUGUCGACGAACCCCAAUCCCGGCAAGAGUCCCGUUGCAUACGUGCACCCCUCUAAGUACGUGGACUAUAAGCUCAACGCCGAUCUCCAGACGGCACGACACUGUGUCGAUCUACUCGCUAAGGAGGGCUUCAAUGUAAGCGGCAACGACACCUUUGACUGGAUCCAUGAUGUCUAUCUCAUCCUGAUUCGGAUGUUCCCUAACGGCUGUCCGCCUACGUCAAUUAUCUCGUUGAAUGCCCGGUACGACCCGCACUAUCAUAUGAAAGUUGGGGCGGCGCUUCGUCAGCUCCGGGCGGACAAUUUCCUUCUUAUUGGCACUGGGGGCGCGGUGCAUAAUCUGUAUCGGAAUCGGUGGGCGCCGAUGCUGCGCUUCCGGGAUAAUUUUGCCAUGGAUACGCCGCCGGAGGGGUGGGCGUUGGGGUUUCGUCAAGCAGUGGAAGAUGUGAUUCUGAAGAGCUCGGGGCCGCGGCUUCGACGUGCUAUGACGCGGUUGAUGAAACAUCCGGAGUAUCGGGAUGCGCAUGCCACCGAUGAUCAUUUCAUGGCGGCGAUGUUUGUGGCGGGGGCGGCGGGGGAUUGGGAGGAUGAUGGGAGUCCGGCGGUGUUGGGGGCAGAGACGUGGGAGUUGACGAAUAUGUGCAAUUCUCAGUUUACGAUUGGGGCUUGGGGGAGUAAACUUGGAUAG
Aspergillus sclerotioniger CBS 115572 is the source of this 1122-nucleotide messenger RNA. RefSeq names its product DODA-type extradiol aromatic ring-opening family dioxygenase. The record is from RefSeq and is a predicted model, not a curated record. The transcript has 3 exons. The coding region runs from base 238 to 1122 and encodes 294 amino acids. NCBI's taxonomy places the organism in Eukaryota, Fungi, Ascomycota, Eurotiomycetes, Eurotiales, Aspergillaceae. Gene Ontology annotation, molecular function: ferrous iron binding; oxidoreductase activity, acting on single donors with incorporation of molecular oxygen; zinc ion binding.